GCCGAGCGUGUCCGUAUGAGGGCCGAUAUCGGCGAGUAUCAAAGAAAGGCAGGAAGGUUCGACCUUGCCGCGACUUUGCUCAUUUUCGCCCCCGAGAAGCGAAAUCAACGUUUAAUCACAGAUUCGUCCACUGACGUUCUAGCGCACAGGUCCGUCAUGGCUCGAGCAGUCCUCUUGGUUUUCGCGGUCCUCGUCACCGUCAUGGCAGUGCAAGCUGCCGUGCUGAAGGCCGGUCCGCCCACCGCGAAGACCUCGGUCGAUGCUUCGGCCGCGGAGGCUGCGCGCCGUGCGCGCCUGGUGGACGAGAUCCGACGCCAGCAGGAGCUCCUCGAGCUGUCGGCUGACCACCUGGGGGACGACACCGAGGAACACCGGUUCCGCAGACUCCUCGAGAAGUUCGUGUACGCGCUUAACGUGCGAACUAUCAUCAACGCCAUGCGCGACACGAUUACCGGAGAAAUCACACCUGCCCACAUAAUCGCGAAGACAAAUGAAGUUCUCGGCGAGGCAUCAUCGCUGGCCAUUGGAAUCGUCCAAUUCUUAAAAAACAUGGGACCUCUGACCUUCAAGAUUUUUAUGCACAGAAUUUUGACUGGCGAAGAAGUUUAAUGAGGAAGCGCAAUGAAUGUGUUAAUCUGCACCUUCCACCGGAACGAGAAGACCAUGUGUAAAUAAACGUACUGAGGUGUAUAAAUGAGAACAAGACAAGGGAAUGCACAGUGGUAGUUCGAUAAUCUGAAGACAUGCCCGUUCUGCAGCGGCGGCAGUCAUAUAUGCAACAAGCGCCCUGCGAAUACUGCCCGAUAAGAUGUGCCCACCUGCAUUCGUUAAGUUAUACGUAAUACAUACAUUUGUAGAGUCAUACCUAAAAAAUAAAGGACGUUAGGUUUGACGUUGUGACAGUUCGCCAGAUGAUUAGCGUCAAUAGAACAACAUAUAUUAUUUUUCCCUGCGCCUUUUUUAAAUACAAGCUAUCGAAAAACUAGGCAAAGUGGCCCUGCUAUUUACGUGGCCUUAUAAAUACAGGGUGCCCCAGCUAAUAUAUGCACCAAGAUUUAGGAAAUAGCGAAGUUUUUUACGUGGAAGAAACCAACUGCAUAUUGUUAGCAGCAACCUGAAGGAGCAUUCAGUAUUUCUAGCAUUGUUCAUAAUUAAUUAGUUUGGAAUGAUUGAUUGAGGAACUUUUUUUUAUUAGCUUACACCACAUAUGCCAACACCAUGUUUUAGAACACAUAGGAAAACAUCAGUUGGAAUUGUUUGUGGCGCGCUAUCUGUUGAGUAUUCGCAAUCAGUAUUGAGCAUUCGUAAUCAGCCACAUCCCAUACGCCCUUCCCUAUCAGGCAUUGACGAACCAAGAGAUAAUACAGGCAAACACCAAUAACCAGAAAAGCCUUCAAAGCCAACCUUGGUCUUCCUGAAUGCGCUAGCACAGAGAGAUUCGAGGGACGUCGCGACGUUAUAUGCUCAGAAAGAACGACUUUGUUCUUUGACUCAGGGCAGGUCUGUAUUUGCAAGGUUAGGAUUUACACUGAGACCCCCGUAUUGCGUAGAGGAAACGGCGCAGAUAGACCGAAACGUUGGAUCGCACAUUGCGGUGGCCCCAAUUCCUAAGAACAUGCAUCCCGAGAUACCCUCCCGGACGACGCAGAGCAAGAGCAAAGACUUGACAAACGUUUCGCCAUGGGACCGGGAGUGUAUUACACGGAUGAUAGUCGAACCAGCUCCGACACGUUCGCCGUAGUCUCUACGUGUAAGAACAGCGUAACAACGGUAUCCUUCAAAACCUCCUCGGCAUGCGUGGCAGAGGCUGUAUCCAUCGCCUUGGCCAUUCAGGACGCCGAGCGCCAAACCAAUCCGGCUGCCGUACUAUACGGCUCACACACAAGCAGCUUGCCGCCUGUUUCUAAAUGGGACGGCACCCCACUCAAUUAUCAAAAUUUUUGGCAAUCAACUAGAAGGGCACCACACUAUCAUAUGGUGUCUGGCGCACGAGGGACUGGCAGGGAACGCGAGCGCAGACCGUAUUGCUCGAGGAUUAAACGUCCGAGCAACGGCAGGGCCCAGCGCCGACCUCCCACAGAGUUCUCGUGACAUCCUCUUACAGCAAAGACGGAGACGUUUUGGACAUCCUCACUCGAACUUAAACAGCCAACAGGAGGGCGACUGGCGUCGUAUUCAGACAAAUACAUGGCCCAACCUGCACCACCUACACAGAAUACACCACACGAGGUUCAGUGACGAGUGCCCGUGGUACACAGACACACCUACACUAAAACACAACACAUGGCAGUGUCCCGAGAGGCCUCCGCACAUAGACAGCCCCGGAAUACGCAAACAUCCACUAAGGAGGAAUAGGCAUGGCUUGCGGACGAGGGC
Messenger RNA from Dermacentor silvarum, 2376 nucleotides. RefSeq lists its product as uncharacterized. The transcript has 5 exons. The coding region runs from base 16 to 609 and encodes 197 amino acids. Lineage: Eukaryota; Metazoa; Arthropoda; Arachnida; Ixodida; Ixodidae. The record is from RefSeq and is a predicted model, not a curated record.